CCGGGAUCAAAUUAAGCACCCCUAGGGUAAAUACGAAGGAACACAUAUACUAGUCCCCUCGCAAAUUUAUUUACAAUGGCGGUGAGAGGUUGUGACCCGAAUUUCUCUUAAAUGUUAAAUAUACAAACGUUCAUGCACAUCUAGGAAGAUGUCUUUUAUUUGGGGGAACUGAUUACAUAGCCGAAGAAGAAGACCGUACUAUAAAAGAAGAUUUUAAGCUCAGUCUCUUCAUACACUCUCCAAUUGUCUUACCAACAUGAAGUAUAUCGUGGUGAUAACCACAACUCUUUUGGCUUUUGCCCAUGGUAAGCCACAGUACAACUACCCAGCACCGCAGCGACCACAAACACCAAGUGGUAGCUAUGGUGUACCGGGAGGAAGUACAGGAGGUGGCUUCAUUGGAGGAUCCACUGGAGGUGGAUUCAUAGGAGGUUCAAUUGGAGGUGGUAGCAUUGGAGGUGGUAGCUUUGGAGGAGGAAGCAUCGGUGGGGGAAGUUUCGGAGGUGGCAGCACCGGCGGAGGUUUCAUCAGUGGAGGAGGUUCGUUCGGUGGUGGCAGCAUUGGAGGUGGUCUCAUCGGCGGAGGAGGUUCCAUCGGUGGAGGAAGCAUUGGAGGUGGAUCCAUUGGAGGAGGUUCCAUUGGAGGAGGCGCCAUUGGAGGUGGCGGCGUCCUCGUGCAAAAACACAUUUACGUCCACGUAGCCCCACCAGAGCCUGAGGAAUUCAGACCACAAAGGCCAAUUUCUGUUGGACAAGCCACCAAACACUACAAGAUUAUCUUCAUCAAGGCACCAACUCCACCCACUCCAACCGCUGCAUCCAUCGCCCUCCAACAACAGAACGAGGAGAAGACCCUUGUAUACGUCUUGGUCAAGAAACCAGAAGAAGCUCCAGAAAUCAGCAUCCCAACUGCCGCCCCAACCCAACCCUCAAAACCAGAAGUAUACUUCAUCCGUUACAAGACCCAGAAGGAAACCACUGGAGGUGGUGCUAUUGGCGGUGGUUCAAUUGGAGGUGGUUCAAUUGGAGGUGGUUCCAUCGGAGGAGGCUCGAUUGGAGGUGGUUCAAUUGGAGGAGGCUCGAUUGGAGGUGGUUCAAUUGGUGGAGGUUCCAUUGGAGGUGGCAUAAUUGGAGGAGGAUCUAUUGGAGGAGGCUCUAUUGGAGGUGGCUCAAUAGGCAUCUCGACAGGAAGUGGAAGUAUUGGUGGUGGCAGACCAUCGACGAGUUAUGGACCACCUGGACACAGCGGACCUUACUAGGAUGAGAUUUUGUGAAUUUAUAGCCUAUUGUAAAUAAACCCACAGAUGUAUAUUUUUAUACGUAAUAUUGACUAGAUGCAUAAGAAAAUUUAUGGUGACAAAUGAUAUUAAAUUCGUAUUUUUUCA
Messenger RNA from Coccinella septempunctata (seven-spotted ladybird), 1384 nucleotides. Its product is annotated as keratin, type I cytoskeletal 10-like. NCBI's taxonomy places the organism in Eukaryota, Metazoa, Arthropoda, Insecta, Coleoptera, Coccinellidae. The record is from RefSeq and is a predicted model, not a curated record. Bases 257 to 1258 code for a protein of 333 amino acids. The transcript has 2 exons.